CGGCUCUUCCAUCCAUCAGCACCUUUUUCUGUCAUUUAGCGAUAACGAUUAAACACAAUGUGAUACCAAUCGAAAUCCCUUUUGCGAAAACAUUUGAGUCGUUUUACAUUUCAUUUCUCACGACCGACAUCGUUCGAUUUACUCAAAACUUUCCUGGAGGCGUGACUAGCAUCCGAGCAGAUGACGUGACGCGUGGAUCACCUGCUGCGAUCAUUUCAGACAAUUGGUGGAGAUGAAUCGGCCAAAGCCAGCGGCCCUGCGCCGCCCCAGUGCUGCGAAAACAUCGGGUCAUCCCCCACCUGGAGACUUCAUUGCUUUGGGCUCAAAGAACCAGGGCGGCGAAUCUAAAGCCCCUGCCGUCCUCCUGAAGCCAGCCGCCGCCGUUCUACCAGCUGACCGCAAGCGAGAGACUUCCUCCACCCUCCCGUCCUCAUCAGGUCUGUCCAGCCUCACCAAGCGGCCGAAGCUUUCCACCACGCCUCCGGUCAGUGCCCUGGGACGCCUCGCCGAUGUUGCGGCUGCGGACAAGAGGGCGAUAUCGCCCUCCAUUAAGGAACCAUCGGUUAUUCCGAUCGAAGUUUCACCGGCACUGCUGCUGGACGACAUCGAGGCGGCAGAGUCGGAGGGCAACGACGAGCGCAUCGAGGGCCUGCUGUGCGGCGCGGUGAAGCAGCUCAAGAUGAACCGAGCCAAGCCGGACAUCACGCUGUACCUCAGCCUCAUGUUCCUAGCCAAGAUCAAACCCAACGUGUUUGCUACGGAAGGAAUCAUAGAGGCUUUGUGCUGCCUCCUGCGUCGAGACGCCUCCAUCAACUUUAAAGCAAAGGGAAACAGCCUGGUGUCUGUGCUGGCCUGCAAUCUGCUGAUGGCCGCCUACGAAGAGGACGAGAACUGGCCUGAGAUUUUUGUCAAAGUGUACAUCGAAGACUCCCUCGGGGAAAGAAUCUGGGUGGACAGCUCUCACUGCAAGAACUUUGUGGACAACAUUCAGACGGCUUUCGGCACCAAGGUGCCCCCCAAAAGCAUGCUGCUGCAGGCCGACACGGGCCGAGCCGCGGGAGAUCUCAGUGCAGGUAACAGCCCUCAUCCGUCAACCCCUGAUGAGGACGACAGCCGGGCAGAAUUGCUUAUAGCAGAGGAGAAACUCAGUCCCGAGGAUGAAGGGCAGAUUAUGCCGAGGUACGAGGAACUAGCGGAGAGCGUGGAGGACUAUGUGCUGGACGUCCUGCGGGAUCAGCUGAACCGCCGGCAGCCCAUGGACAACGUGUCACGUAAUCUGCUGCGUCUGCUGACCGCCACGUGCGGAUACAAAGAGGCUCGGCUCAUGGCCGUGCAGAGGCUGGAGAUGUGGCUUCAGAACCCCAAGUUGACAAGGCCGGCUCAGGACCUCCUCAUGUCGCUGUGUAUGAACUGCAACACCCACGGGGCAGACGACAUGGAGGUGAUCUCCAACCUGAUCAAAAUCCGCCUCAAGCCAAAAGUGCUCCUCAACCACUACAUGCUCUGCGUCAGGGAGCUUCUGAAUGCGCACAGAGACAACUUAGCCACGAUGGUGAAGUUGGUCAUCUUCAACGAGUUGUCUAAUGCCAGGAACCCCAACAACAUGCAGGUUCUUCACACCUUGCUGCAGCACAGCCCGGAACAGGCGCCGAAGUUCUUGGCGAUGGUCUUCCAGGACCUACUCACCAACAAGGACGACUACCUCCGUGCCUCGCGAGCCCUGCUGAGGGAGAUCAUCAAGCAAACCAAACAUGAAAUCAAUUUCCAGUCCUUCUGCUUCGGUUUGAUGCAGGAAAGGAAGGAAGCCACUUACGUGGACAUGGAGUUCAAAGAGCGAUUUGUCAUCCAAGUGACAGAUUUGCUUACUGUCUCCAUGAUGUUGGGCAUCACAGCUCAGGUCAAAGAAGCCGGCAUCGCCUGGGACAAAGGGGAGAAGAAAAACCUGGAGGUCCUGAGAUCUUUCCAGAAUCAGAUCGCCUCCAUCCAGAGGGACGCCGUAUGGUGGCUUCACACGGUGGUUCCCACCAUCAGCAAAGUGGGUGCCAAGGAUUACGUGCACUGCCUUCACAAAGUGCUUUUCACGGAGCAGCCCGAGACUUACUACAAGUGGGACAACUGGCCGCCAGAGAGUGACAGGAACUUCUUCCUACGGCUCUGCUCCGAAGUGCCCCUGCUGGAGGACACGCUGAUGCGCAUCCUGGUGAUCGGGCUGUCUCGCGAUCUGCCGCUUGGCCCGGCGGACGCCAUGGAGCUCGCCGACCACCUGGUCAAGAGGGCUGCUGGCGCUCAGUCCGACGAUCUAGAGGUCCUGGUUGUGGAGCGGAUCCAGCUCAUAGACGCCGUCCUCAAUCUGUGCACAUACCAUCACCCUGAAAACAUCCAGCUGCCUGCAGGGUAUCAGCCUCCAAAUUUGGCAAUCUCUACCCUUUAUUGGAAAGCCUGGCUUCUGCUGCUGGUGGUAGCUGCAUUCAAUCCACAGAAAAUAGGUUUGACUGCCUGGGAUGGUUACCCUACCCUGAAAAUGCUCAUGGAGAUGGUUAUGACCAACAACUACACGUACCCGCCGUGCACCGUUGCGGAUGACGACACGAAGACGGAGAUGAUCGGGCGCGAGCUGCAGAUCUCACAGCGGGAGAAGCAGGAGAUCCUGGCCUUCGAGAGCCACUUAGCCGCCGCGUCCACCAAGCAGACUAUCACGGAGAGCAACAGCUUGCUGCUUUCCCAGCUCACCAGUCUGGACCCCCAGGGUCCGCCUCGUCGACCUCCGCCUCAGGUUCAGGAACAAGUGAAGGCCCUUAACCAGUCCUUCCGUCUCGGCCAUCUUCUAUGCCGUAGCCGCAACCCGGAUUUCCUGCUCAACAUCAUACAGAGACAGGCUUCCUCCCAGUCCAUGCCAUGGUUGGCAGAUCUGGUCCAGUCCAGCGAGGGGUCCUUAGAUGUGCUACCAGUGCAGUGCCUGUGCGAAUUCCUUCUGCACGACGCUGCGGACGACAGCCUGCAAAUAGAUGACGACGACGAGGGAGGGAGUAAAGAGCAGAAAGCCAAGAGAAGACAGAGACAGCAAAAACAAAGACAGCUCCUCGGACGGCUCCAGGACCUUUUGUUGGGUCCCAAGGCCGAUGAGCAGACGACAUGCGAAGUUCUGGAUUAUUUCCUGCGCCGCCUCAGCUCCUCCCAGGUGGCUUCGAGAGUCCUGGCAAUGAAGGGUUUGUCACUGGUACUGACUGAAGGAGGCCUGAAGGACGGAGAGGAACGGGACCAGCCCAUGGAGGAGGACUCUGCCGAUGCCGAGCUCCUGCCUGUGUACCAGUGGCUGCUGCAGGACCUCCCCAAGCUCCCCAUGUUUGACAGCGUCCGCGGCAUGACAUCCACCGCCCUGCAGCAGGCCAUACACAUGGAGACUGACCCUCAGACCAUCAGCGCUUAUCUUAUCUACCUGUCACAGUAUGCACCAGUGGAGGAACAGGCUUCUCACAAUGACCUGGCGUUGGAUGUGGCCCGGCUCAUUGUGGAACGCUCCACCAUCAUGAACAACCUCUUCUCCAAGCACUCCUGCAGACCGGAGUCGGAGGCUGUCCUCAGCGCCUUCCUCUCCAUCUUCUCCACUUACAUCAGGAGGAUGAGGAAGACCAAAGAUGGGGAGGAUCUGUACAGCUGGUCAGAGUCUCAAGAUCAGGUGUUUCUGCGCUGGACCACAGGGGAGACCGCCACUAUGCACAUCCUUGUUGUCCACGCGAUGGUCAUCCUUCUGACUCUGGGCCCUCCUAAAGGAGAAAGUGACUUCUACAAUCUUUUGGACAUUUGGUUCCCUGACAAGAAACCAUUGCCAACUGCGUUUCUAGUAGACACGUCAGAGGAGGCCCUGCUGUUACCUGAUUGGUUGAAACUGAGGAUGAUUCGGUCUGAGGUGCCUCGAUUGGUGGAUGCAGCUUUGCAAGACCUGGAACCUGAGCAAUUGCUACUGUUUGUGCAGUCCUUUGGAAUUCCCGUCUCGAGCAUGAGUAAACUGCUCCAGUACUUGGACCAGGCCGUCACCGUCGAACAACGGGCACUGGAGCAGAAUAUCAUGGACAAGGACUACAUGGCUCACCUGGUGGAGGUGCAGCAUGAGCGAGGUGCCACCGGGGGGCACGCUUUUCACAGAUUGCUGAUGUCAUUCCUUCCACCGCAGAGAGAUGCUCCUGAAACGAGCAGAACCAAAGUUGCAGUGGAGGCUCCUCACGGCUCUGUUAAGAUGAGAGGAGCCACGCAGCUUCCGACAGUCGGACCAGAUGAUGACCUGACGGGCUUGAUGCUUAGGAUAUUCCCAUUGAAGGCAGAGGCCCGGUGGCCCAGCCCACCCCCCGGCCGGCUCUCCCUUACCUUGCAGCAGGCUCUGGCCAAAGAACUGAUGCAGGCCAAGCAAGGUCAAGUUCAUCAGGCCGGGCUGGCUCUGCGUCUCAUCCAGGCCAUCGCCGCCCUGCUCAGCUCGACCCAUGCCGGCCCCAUCGUUCUGUCCAUGCAUCAUAAUCACGCCCUCGCUUGCCCACUCAUGCGCCAGCUUCACCUCUACCAGCGCCUCGUGCCGCAUGACGUCGGCUUCUCUUCCCUGUUCCUCAAAGUCAACGUUGAGAUGCUCAUCUGGCUUGACAAUCCCUCUGUGGAGGCGGGCCCACUAAAGACUCUCCUCAAGUCUUUUAUUGGCCAAAACUCUCACACACACAGGCACAAUGAUGUACGCUCGGGCUUCCUCCACCUGGCUGAGGCACUGGCGUAUUGCGGCGACACUGAGGUGCCACUGAGAGCCAUCAUAGCGAUGCUGAAGGACGGCGAGAGAUGUAACGCGGAGGCGGAGCUUAUCGGAAAAGUUUUACAAGGGCUGAUGGAGGCCAAGUCUCCAUAUUUGGAGGAGCUGUUGUCUCUGUUGAUGACAGUCAGCACCCAAAACGGGAUGGCCGGCCCGGUUGCCAUGGUUAUUUCUUUGCUACUGCAAGAAAGUGAAGAGCGGGCCGUGAAGAAGGACCCCGACGCAAAUUCAAUCUCCGAGUUGACUAAGUCUGGCUUGAGUUCGGGUCUACUAGUGGAUUGGAUGGAGUAUCUGGACCCCGAGGUCACAUCCGUGUGUCCCGACCUUCAGCAGAAACUUUUGUUUGCCCUCAAUAAGGCGCGAGGUACUCCGGCCUAUAGGCCUUACCUUCUGGCCCUGCUCACGCAUCAGUCCAACUGGUCCACGUUGCUGCAGUGUAUCAGCACGCUGCUCAGCAAGCCCAAAGACUACAAACUGGACCCAACAUCAGCUCUGGAUUUCCUGUGGGCGUGCAGUCACAUCCCGCGCAUCUGGCAAGGACGUGACCAGAAGAUCCCUCAAAAGAAAACGGAGAAAUUUGUGAUGCAGCUCAGCUCCGAGGAGCUCAUUAGCCUCGUGGAUCUGAUCCUGGCCGAGUCGGAGCUCACCUGUCGUGGCGAGGGGAGCCCGCCGGAGGAGGAGGUGUCCUGCUCUCUCAUCCAGGCCCGGCUGCCUCUCCUCCAUUCCUACUGCAACGGCCACCUGGACAACAUCAAGAAGGUGUCCGAGUACCUAAUCGGCUGCACCAAGAAGUGGGAGGACAGUGCCAUGAGUAAGCGUUGCCAGAACUUGCUUGUGCAAAUCUACCUCCACUUCCCCGAGGUCAUCCAGCACGUUGCCUUGCCUGAGGGCACGCUCAGCAGCGGGGGGACGGCGGAUGGCAGCAGCUGUAAGCUUGACAUGCUGGUCCACCGUCUGGUCACGCUCCUCGCCGAUGUAGCUGAAUCCAAAUCGGCUGAGGGACGCAUUUCUGACGCCAACCUCGCCUGUAGGAAACUGGCCGUGUCGCAUCCCGUCCUCUUGCUGAGGCACCUGCCCAUGAUCGCCGGCCUCCUUCACGGCCGCAUUCACCUCAACUUUAGCGAGUUCCGGCAACAGAACCACAUGAUGUUCUUCAGCAAUGUGCUCGCCAUCCUGGAACUCCUGCAGCCCCUCGUCUUUCACAGUGACCACCAGAGGGCGCUUCAAGACUGCCUCCUGUCCUUCAUGAAGGUCCUUAAGAACUUUCAAAGGAGUCGUUCCCCCUUGGUCUUCAUCAACAAGUUCCUCCAUUUCACGCAAAAGUACAUUACCCACGAUGCAGCGGCCGCCAUCCCGUACCUGCAGAGGCACUCUGACAUCUUGCAGAGCAUGAGUGCAGAAAAUCCAGACUUGGUCCAGCUCAAGUCUCUGCUGGCCGGGCUCACUCUCCCUGUAAAAAGCUCCUCCACGGAGGUCUCCACAGAAGAUGGAGAUGAUGAGAUGGCGGCCGGUUCUCUCCCUCUGGUCAAUAUCUCUGCAUCGGUUCCACUGAGCAGCGCCGACAUGACGACGUAUCUGAGGAAGAUUUCGAGAGGCGAGGCCAUGGAGGAUGUGCUGGAAGUGUUGACGGAGGUGGAUGAGAAGUCGAGGAGGAGCCCGGAGAUCAUCCAGUACUUCACCAAUGACCUGCAGAGACUCAUGAUGUCCUCGGAGGAGUUAUGUCGGAACAUUGCCUUCAGCCUGGCGCUUCGCUGCAUUCAGAAUAAUCCACGCCUGGCUAAUGACUUCCUGCCGACGUUCAUGUACUGCAUGGGCAGCAGCGACUUCGACGUGGUGCAGACUGCUUUGAGGAAUCUUCCGGAAUACGUGCUGCUCUGCCAAGAACAUGCAGACAUCUUGCUUCACAAGGCGUUCUUAGUGGGCGUCUACGGACAAAUCGACACCAGUUCAAUGAUAUCAGAGUCCAUGAAGGUCCUUCACAUGGAAGCAAUUUAACUUCAUUCAGUUGCAUUUUCAUGGGAAAUUGUCUAUCAGCUUUUUAUUGGGGAGUUCAUAGUUCAAAUGCAUUUAUUUCAUUCAGGCUGCUUUCUUAGGGGAAACAUAAAUUUUAGUUUGUACAUGUGCGUCUCAAAUUUGAACGUUGUCACUGUUUUUUUUUUUUUUGUUUGUUUUUUUAAGUCAGCGGAUUCAAAAAUAUGUACUAUAUCGAUCCAUUAAAAGGGAAGUCUGCAGUUUUAAUACCACUAGCUAGAUUUUAACAUAGCCCCACUACACUAAUCCUUCCCCGUCAUUCGAGUCCUUUACCAAAGCUCCGCCCCUCACUGAGCAUGAGCACAAACAUCGCCGUUCAUAAUAGCCUGCGUUUUAUGAAAGUUUCCAGUUGUGAUGGAUACUAACAGAACGCUGUCCAGCUUCAUCAAGGUAUAAGCGCGAGUAUUAAAAAGCUAUCAUAAACUAGCUGAUGUUAGCUAAGGCUGGCACGUUGACAGCAUAACAUUUGUGAUUGUGUUACAGUGCCACUGAAUGUUAUCUGUCGUGUCACUAUCCAAGCCGCUUAUCCUCACAAGGGUUGCGGGAAAGCUUUAGCCUAUCCCAGCAAGCUUCGGGCAAAAGGCGGCCUACACCCUGAACAAAUGUUACCUGUUUAAAGUUUUAUUUUUGGACUCUGCAAUUAAUUCUAAAUCAAAAAGAGGCAAAAAACUUGCCUGUCUAGCAGAAAUGUUACUAAUUCCGCAUCACUUCCGAAUCCUUGACUCCAUAAGGUAUGUUUUUUUUUUGUUUUUUUUUUUUUUGUUUUUUUUCCCUUUUGAUGCCUGUGACCCAUUCUUAGCAAAUGAAGGAUUUGCAAAGUACCUGAAGCCCAAAGAAACAGGUCACUUUUCAGUACCCCAAUUCCACAUUUAAAAGCAUUUAAAUUGUUUCUUGUUAUAUUCUAAUUUCAUUCAUGCUUUCUCUUUUUUUUUUUUUUUUGGUUUGUUUUUGUAAGAUAUAGGAAUCCAAAUUAUUAAAAGAAAUAACUGGGUGUACUGAUUAUAUAGAUGUAUGAGUUUCACUUUUUGAAUUCACGCUCUGGAAAAAAAAAUUUGGUGUUUCGCAACUAAUUUAUUGGGAUUCACUUGUAAAUAAAAUCAGGUCCAGUAUGAAUGUUUGAAACUAAAAUGCCUACAUUGCUUGACUUUUAAAUGAGGGACCACAAAGCCUCUGUAUGAUAGACGCGAGUCUUUUCCUGACACCCAGAAACAUUAAUGGAGUACCCCUGUUGAAUAAUAAAAUGAAAAAAUAUACAUAAUUCGUCUUUAAUUUCAUUUGAGUAGCGGAACAAAUUCCUCCAGCUGCUCAUUUUACCCCAAAAUGAUGAGCUAAAAUUGUAAAUAAAACAUGGCACCAAAGCCAAUUAUUAACUUUCAUGUAAAAUUCCAAAGAUUGAGGGGCGCGUGGUGGUGGUGGGGAGCGAGAUAAGCAGCGGCCCCCUUUCAUUUGGUCGCAGACAAAAGCUGGAAGCGGCUGUCACGCUGCCUGGCGGCUCGCUCCUCGCCGGCGCGCGGCAGGCAGAUUAAAGGUGCCGAUGAGCAUGCCGCGAUGGGAACCAUUUUGCCAUGAAAAGUGCAUCUUGUUUAGCCCCGCUGCCACCGAGUUGACGUGAAAGCCCCGUCGCGGAGUCACAAGAGCCAAGUCAAACAGCGAAGGCAUGCUGGCUCAAGGAGGAAAGUGGACUUCCCCAUUGGGGCCAAAUUAACCGUGGCGGUAAUUGUUCAAUCAUUUCGAGCCAGAGGUCCACUUUGAUGACGCCAUGCGGACACUUUGCCGCUGGUGUUGCCUUACGUGGAACUUGAGGAUCCUCAGUAAGGCUCAGGCGUGCCUUCACUUGUCGUUCAGUGGAAGCUGUCGCUCACUAAUCAAAAGUCCAAUAACAUACUUGAACUGGAUGAAUGAGAGCAGCUUUUAGCUCUACUCUACCUCUUUGUUUUACACUGUAAUGCAGGAACACCAUUUGGGGGUCAUUUGCUUGAGUGUAUUUUUUCCCCCCAGCUCGCAGCUCGCCAGCUAUUACUUUAAUGUGUAAUUUAUACCAUUCAGUGUCUCUCAACCGAAACGAAGUGAUACUGUGGUGCCUGUAACACAGUGCUUCUCAAACAAUUUACUCCCAAGUGUUUUUGCAAAAAAAAAAAAAUCUUUGCUUUCCAGCAAUAAAAUGACAUCGUAGGCCGGAGUGAUCAAAAAACAUCAGAAAUCGGACAGGUUUUCAUCCUAAAAAGUGCCGUCAUUAAUGUUGUAAGUCAUACAAACCCUGCAAUUAAAUAUCACAAGCAAAGCAAAAAGGUAGUUAGAUUUUUUUUAUUGUAAAUUGAAAAUAAAAGUAAAUGUCAUAACAAACUUCUUAAUUAAAAAUUAUAUAAACUGAACUGUAUUUAGGCAGUGAUUUCUUUUUUUGGGGGGGUUUGGGGGGCUCACCACUAGUAGAUAUUAUGGAAAGCUCUUUUGCACAUGAUAAUACCGUAAGACAGGGGUGCUCAAUGCCGUCGAUCGCGAGGCAGUCUUGGUCGGUUGCGGGACGGCGUGCCAAAAAAAAAAAAAAAAAAAGACGUCAGCCAAUGUUCCCUCUAAACUGCGUGCGUCUGGUCUGAAGCCAAAGUAGUGCAGGAUGAGAUGGUGUGUCAUUUUAAAAUUCCACCUUGGCACAGCCUAAUCCAAGAUGAAAGCACUGACAAUGCAGUGCACAAAAAGCUAAUUCUGUUUCUCUUAAAUAUGGGAGGCAACAUAACAUUAACCUUUAAACGAUUUGGGAGCAUCGUCAUCAUCCCAACCCCCGUCGGUAGCUCGCGAGAGGCUGGCUGCUUGAAAAGUAGAUCUUGGGGUAAAAAGGUCUGGGCACCGU
This is a messenger RNA of Syngnathoides biaculeatus (alligator pipefish), 9662 nucleotides long. It is a transcript of the gene ints1, whose product is annotated as integrator complex subunit 1. Gene Ontology annotation, cellular component: integrator complex. The transcript is spliced from 48 exons. The record is from RefSeq and is a predicted model, not a curated record. Gene Ontology annotation, biological process: U2 snRNA 3'-end processing. The coding region runs from base 233 to 6781 and encodes 2182 amino acids. NCBI's taxonomy places the organism in Eukaryota, Metazoa, Chordata, Actinopteri, Syngnathiformes, Syngnathidae.